AUGGAGAAAGUUAUUAAUCAAGUAGAUAAGAUUCUUCAUGAUGGAGCACGUAAGAAUAGUAAAGAACUAAACAAUGCACUCAUUAUGCCAUUUUCUGAUGAUUAUCCAUUUUGUACUAAUGGUGUUUAUUUCUACUGCGGUAAGAUGGGUUCAGGUAAGACAUAUGGUGUUAUUCGUCAUAUAAUGAUAACAGACCGCUUCACUAAUACUCCAUAUUAUGACUCAAUAGUUAUCUCAGCAACAUCAGGAACAAUGGAUAAAACAGCGAAGACAUUUAUGAGUCAAGUUAAAGCACCAGUACUGAAAAAGGAUGAUAAAGAACUUAUGCCUUAUUUAAUGAAGAACGUUAAGAUGAAAGCAAAGUAUUACGCUAUUGUUGAGUUCGUUCAAAGUAAGUUCGAAAAAAUUUCAGAGGAGAUGGAACACAUCUUAACAAAGCAUCAACUAAGGAAACCUGAUGGAAAGUUUGAGUAUAAGAAGAUUGCAAUAUAUGUUGUAAAGAAGUUGAACAAAUAUCCUUUCACAAAGUAUCCCAGUAAUUCUCUAUUAGUGUUAGACGAUUAUGGUGGUCAUGACUUAUUGAAUGACCCACGUUCACCAUUAGCGAACUUCAUCACUAAGGUCAGACAUUAUAACUAUACUGUUGUCAUCAUGUGUCAAACAUGGAGACAUAUAUGUUUAAACAUUAAGAGACUAUGCACUGACUUCGUUAUCUUUCAAGGUUAUUCUAUGAGAGACUUUCAGUCAAUGAUUGAACAGUCAGGAGCAACAGAAGAUUGGGAAGAGUUAUGGAACAAAUACAAAGAGCUACCAACACCUCGUUCAUAUAUGGAAGUUCAUAUAGUUGCAGGAAAGACGGACUUUAAAGAAGUUAAGCAACAAAAGAUGACAUUAUUUUAA
Molecule: messenger RNA, 900 nt
Organism: Trichomonas vaginalis G3
Lineage: Eukaryota; Parabasalia; Trichomonadida; Trichomonadidae
Product: protein of unknown function, DUF4106 family
Exons: 1
Coding region: 1-900 (299 amino acids)
Source: RefSeq, a predicted model, not a curated record